GCCAGCCUGUUUGCUCUCCCUGGCUUGGCCCGUUAGAGGCGCUCGGUCCGGGGAACGCGGGCCACCGUCUGGGGCCAUGAGGCAUCUCGCCGCAGGCACCUUUCUCUCACUCCUGAGGGUGCUGCUCCUGCCUCUGGCACCGGCCCCUGCCCAGGACUCCGCCUCGACCUCCACGCCGGGCAGCCCCCUGUCCCCCACGGAGUAUGAGCGCUUCUUCGCACUGCUGACCCCUACCUGGAAGGCGGAGACCACCUGCCGGCUCCGCGCCACCCACGGCUGCCGGAACCCCACCCUCGUCCAGCUAGACCAGUAUGAAAACCACGGCCUAGUGCCGGACGGCGCAGUCUGCUCUGACCUCCCUUACGCCUCCUGGUUUGAGUCCUUCUGCCAGUUCACCCAGUAUCGUUGCUCCAACCAUGUCUACUACGCCAAGAGGGUCCGGUGCUCCCAGCCAGUCUCCAUCCUCUCACCCAACACCCUCAAGGAGGUGGACAGUUCACCUGAAGUGCCGUUACCCACCACAGCAACCUCCUCCAUCUCCUCCCACAUCACAGCCACCGAACGACAGGUCUUCCAGCCCUGGCCCGAGCGGCUGAACAGCAACGUGGAGGAGCUGCUCCAGUCCUCCUUGUCCUUGGGCGGCCAGGAGCAAGGGCAGGAGCACAAGCAGGAGCAGGGGCAGGAGCACAAGCAGGAGGAAGGGCAGGAGCAAGAGGAGCAGGAGGAGGAGCAGGAGGAGGAGAAGCAGGAGGAGGGCCAGGGCACAGAGGAGGCGCUGGAGUCGGUGUCCAGGCUGCAGGCAGACCCAGAGCCCAAGUUUCCGUCUGAACUUGUGUCCUCCAACCCUUUCUCCUUCACUCCCCGGGUGCGGGAAGUGGAAUCUACUCCGAUGUUGAUGGAGAACCUCCAGGAGCUUAUCCGAUCGGCGCAGGAGAUGGAUGAAAUGAAUGAUGUGUAUGAUGGGGACACCAUCUGGAGAUCCCAGAGCCCUGGCAGCCUGCUACAGCUGCCCCAUGUGGAAGCCUUGCUGACCCUGUGCUACUCGAUUGUGGAGAACACCUGCGUCAUAACCCCGACAGCCAAGGCCUGGCAGUACUUGGAAAAUGAGAUCCUUGGUUUCGGGAUGUCGGUCUGUGACAGCCUGGGGCGGCGACACUUAGCCGCGUGUACCCUCUGUGACUUCUGCUCACUGAAGCUGGAGCAGUGCCACUCGGAGGCCAACCUGCAGCGACAGCAGUGCGACAGCUCCCACAAAACACCCUUCGUCAGCCCCCUGCUCGCCUCCCAGAGCAUGACCAUCGGUACCCAGAUAGGGAGCCUGAAAUCGGGCCGCUUUUACGGGCUGGAUUUGUACGGCGGGCUGCGCAUGGACUUCUGGUGUGCCCGGCUGGCCACUAAGGGCUGCGAAGACAACCGAGUGGCCAGCUGGCUCCAGACUGAGUUCCUGAGCUUCCAGGAUGGAGACUUUCCCACCAGGAUCUGUGACACGGAAUAUGUGCAGUACCCCAACUACUGUGCCUUCAAAAGCCAGCAGUGUAUGAUGAGAAACAGGGACCGGAAGGUGUCCCGCAUGAGAUGUCUGCAGAAUGAGACGUACACCGUCCUGACUCAGGACAAGAGUGAGGACCUCGUGCUUCGAUGGAGCCAGGAAUUUAGCACCUUGACCCUUGGCCAAGCCGGAUGAGCUGGACUCUGUCCUCUCCCCGCCCGCUACCCCUUCCCACACUCUAUUGCUUUCAGACCCUGGGUUGUCUCUUACUUGGCCCGAAUCACGUGUCCUUUGGGUUGGGGCAGUGGUCCCAGAGAGGUCGGUGGUGGGAACUCUGCCCACCUUAAAGGAUGUCUGUACAUAAAAUGUUUAUUUUUAA
This is a messenger RNA of Odocoileus virginianus texanus, 1868 nucleotides long. It is a transcript of the gene ACRBP, whose product is annotated as acrosin binding protein. Gene Ontology annotation, cellular component: acrosomal vesicle; nucleus. NCBI's taxonomy places the organism in Eukaryota, Metazoa, Chordata, Mammalia, Artiodactyla, Cervidae. The record is from RefSeq and is a predicted model, not a curated record.